Messenger RNA from Fonsecaea erecta, 1740 nucleotides. RefSeq lists its product as hypothetical. The coding region runs from base 1 to 1740 and encodes 579 amino acids. The record is from RefSeq and is a predicted model, not a curated record. Gene Ontology annotation, biological process: amino acid transmembrane transport. Gene Ontology annotation, cellular component: membrane. Lineage: Eukaryota; Fungi; Ascomycota; Eurotiomycetes; Chaetothyriales; Herpotrichiellaceae. Gene Ontology annotation, molecular function: amino acid transmembrane transporter activity. The transcript is spliced from 7 exons.
AUGGCCAGUAUGGAGGACUACCGUAAGGGCAGCAAGGAGAAGCACUCCAGUGAUGUGCAGGCGCCGGAUAUCCAGGUGGCCUUUGUGGCCGAAAACGCUGACCAGCUUCAACGUCACCUGAACAAUCGACAGAUCCAGCUCAUUGCCAUCGGAGGUUCGAUUGGAACAGCGUUGUUCGUGAGCAUUGGAAGUGGUCUCUAUCAUGGCGGUGCGGCGAACUUGUUCCUCGCCUACCUCAUCCACAGCUGUGUGUUGGCCAUGGUCAACAACUGUAUCGCCGAGAUGAGCACGGCAUUCCCAGUCAGCGGUGGCUUCAUUCGUCUCGCAGGUAAAUGGGUAGACGAUGCCCUCGGCUUCAUGUGUGGCUGGAACUUCUUCUUUUACGAAGCUCUCCUGAUCCCGUUUGAGAUCUCGGCCUUUACUCUCGUGGCGUCUUUCUGGAGUGACAAGCUCACCGAGCCGGGCCCUAUUGCUGGCGUCGUGGCUGGUAUCGUUAUAGCCUAUGCCUCUAUCAACAUUCUUGCUGUCCGAGCGUACGGAGAAGCCGAGUUCUGGCUCUCUGGUGGCAAGGUCAUUCUGAUCUUUUCUCUCUUCUUCUUUACCUUUAUCACCAUGGUUGGCGGCAACCCCAAACACGAGGCCUAUGGUUUUACGAACUGGAAACAUGGAGGGGCGUUCCGAGAAUAUAUUCAUACGGGCGACUUAGGUCGAUUCCAAGGGUUCAUUGGUGCCUUGACCUCGGCGGUAUUCACCAUCGUCGGUCCCGAGUACAUUUCCAUCGUCGCCGCCGAAGCAAUCCGCCCGCGCGUUUAUAUCAAGGCCGCGUUCAAGAUGGUCUACCUCCGAUUCGGUAUCUUUUUCAUCGGCGGAGCUUUCUUUGUGGGUAUUGUUUGCGGUUCCCGAGACCCGGGCUUGGUGAAUGUCGUCGAAGGCGGGAGCGGAGUCGGGGCCGGAGCAUCACCGUAUGUGAUUGCGAUGAAAAAUAUGGGCGUGCACGUCUUUCCACACAUCGUCAACGCACUUCUGUUGACGUCAAUCUUCUCGGCGGGCAACACUUACACGUAUGCCGCCACACGCACGCUCUACGGCCUGGCGCUGGAGGGACGGGCACCACGCAUCUUCGCACGCUGUACUAAGAAGGGAGUCCCAAUCUGGAGUUUCUGUGUUGUCAUGAUUUUCCCGCUGCUCUCUUUCCUGCAGUGCUCGAGCAGUUCGUCUAUUGUGGUCACUUGGUUCGCCAAUAUCGUGACUGGGGGAGGACUCAUCGAUUUCAUCAUCAUGACGAUCACCUACAUCCAAUUCUACAAUGCCUGUAAGGCGCAAGGGUUCGAUCGCAAGAGUCUUCCCUAUACGGGCUAUCUGCAGCCAUUCUGUGCCUACUUUGCUCUCGUCUGGCUGGUCAUUGUCACGGCCAUUUAUGGCUACACGAGCUACACGCCCUGGAACACGUCCAACUUCUUCUCCAACUACACCAUGCAACUGUUCAUUCCCUGGCUCUUUUUGAUUUGGAAGAUCAUCAAGCGGACCAAGUGGCUGCGACCGCAGGAUGUCGAUCUCGUGUGGGAGCGGCCCAUUAUCGACGCAUACGAGGAGACCUUCUUGGAUCCGCCGGUGGGCUUCUGGCGAGAGUUCGCCCAAUUGUUUGGUCUGGCGAAGAUCGAGGGCGGAAACGACAAGCGGCGUCCGAGUGUGGUCAAUCCAAUGGAGAACGGGGAGGCAGAAGAGUUCAAACACGCAUAG